GAAACUCGGAAUAGGAAUGUACAAUACGUACAGAUGGUCGUUUCGAAGUGCGAGCAAGAGAAGGAGAGACAGCUCAACCGUUCAAUGGAGAUGGAUGAUCACAUAAAGGAGGAUCUUGCGAAAAAGGUGGAGCGGCGACAGAAAGCAUUAGCUGAAAGGAUCAACCUCGCCAAAAAACAGCUUGUGAAAGUUAAACAGGCGAGCGACGCGCGCUCCUCCUCACGAGAAAGUUUAAUGAAGCACAUCGAUAAAGAUAUGUCUGAUAAGGAGAACAACCGCCGGUCAUUUAUUCAAGGUAUUAAAGAUCAUUGUCACAUGCAGCUUUGCAGGGUAGAUUCGCCUAAUGUCACAACGGUUGCUUCCGCAAACCUGUACCGACGCCCUUUGCACACGAAGAGGUCAGUAAGUUCUGCACCCCAACCAAGGUGCUUGUCUUUUUUAGUUUUUGGUGCGUUAGUUGACUCAUGGAUGCUCAAAGCCGCGGCGUGUGUCUUACCGCUCUACCCACCAUAG
Dicrocoelium dendriticum is the source of this 513-nucleotide messenger RNA. Lineage: Eukaryota; Metazoa; Platyhelminthes; Trematoda; Plagiorchiida; Dicrocoeliidae. The record is from the annotation of a GenBank genome assembly.